Messenger RNA from Tricharina praecox, 2016 nucleotides. Its product is annotated as phosphatidyl synthase-like protein. Gene Ontology annotation, cellular component: mitochondrion. Gene Ontology annotation, biological process: glycerophospholipid biosynthetic process. The record is from RefSeq and is a predicted model, not a curated record. NCBI's taxonomy places the organism in Eukaryota, Fungi, Ascomycota, Pezizomycetes, Pezizales, Pyronemataceae. The transcript is spliced from 3 exons. The coding region runs from base 212 to 1666 and encodes 484 amino acids.
UCUGUUGCUGUGAACGUACCAGAUGGACAGACUGUCGAACAAGCGUCCGUUUCCGAACGAACGUUAUAUACCUCCCCUUCCCCCCCUCAUUCAGUAACUAUUCCUCAGCUUGCCUUAAAUCCUACCUACCUACUACCCAUUCGCACUCUUAAAACUCACCUCCUUGUAUUACCUCUUCACCCUACACAACCUCCACAUAACUUCUUUAAUCAUGUCUCCCUCCGCGGACGAAGUUUCUGCCACCUUCACCAAGAACGCCAAUGGCAACGGUGAAGAUGUUGCCACAUCUAACUCUGUACCACAAAUGCACACCGACAUUUCCCGGUCAGACGACGACCCACCAUCUCCGAUCGAGGUGCCGGCCACCCGACUGGCUUUGGCGGAGGUGGAGCGUCUGAUGCACCCUCUCAGCAUCCACCCGUCGCAGCGUGAGCGACGGGCGUCGCGAAACUCCUUUGGUGCUUCGCUCCCGAUUCCCCGAGUACCCCGGCGGUCGGUUCUCCAGAUGCGCCCUGGAAUGCCCGAUUCCAUCCCCUCGUUCGAUAUUCUGGCGAGGAAGGCGCAGGAUAUGGCGCAGCAGAAGGUCGCCAACGCUAAGAACAUGGCGUUCGCUUUCGAUAUCGACGGCGUGCUCGUUCAUGGUGAUCGGUUGAUUCCUGAGGGACAGAAGGCGCUCGAGAUCCUGAACGGUGAUAACGAGUUGGGUAUCAAGAUCCCGCACAUCUUCCUGACCAACGGCUCUGGAAAGCCCGAAGCCGAAAGAUGCGCCCAGCUCUCCAAGAUUCUCGGCUCGCCCGUGUCGACGAAGCAGUUCAUCCAGGCGCACACGCCCAUGUCCGCCCUGGCGCAAUACUACAACACCGUCCUGGUCGUCGGCGGAGAGGGCUACCGCUGCCGCGAGAUCGCCGAGCUGUACGGCUUCAAGGACGUCGUCGUCCCCAACGACAUCGUGGCCUGGGACGAGACGAUCGCGCCAUACCGGGUCUUCGGCCCUUGGGAGCGCGCGUCCGCCCGUCCCCGCGACUUCGAAAACAUCAAGAUCGAAGCGAUCCUCGUCUUCUCGGACAGCCGCGACUACGCCACUGACUACCAGAUCAUCAUGGACCUGCUGCGGUCCGACGGCGGGCGCCUACACACCCAGGCCAAGAACCCGACCAAACAAUCGCUGCCGAUCUACUUCUCGCAGGGCGACUUCCUGUGCCCGACGGAGCACCCAAUCCCGCGCAUGUCGCAGGGGACGUUCCGCGUCGGCCUCGAGGCCAUGUACAAAGCCAUGACGGGCAUCGAGUUGGAGCGCACCAUCUACGGCAAGCCCGAGAUCGCAACCUACACCUACGCAGACGAGGUCCUCUCCUCGUGGAUGGAGGAUAUCCACUCCGAAAACGUCCUGCCGAAGAAUGUGUACAUGAUCGGCGACAACCCGCAGUCGGACAUCGUCGGCGGUAAUGCCUACGGCUGGAACACGUGCCUCGUCCGCACCGGUGUCCACACCGGCGACGAGAACGAUAAGGAGAACCCCGCGAGCAUGGGGCUGUUUGAGAAUGUCCUCCAUGCCGUCGUCACUUGCAUGCAGAGAGAACUCGGCCAUGACUUUAAGUUCGAGUUCGACCUGAAGGCGCAUAACCCCACCCUGCUGGACGCGCCUGUCUCCGCUAUCGAAGUAUAGUCCGCCCGCUACCGCCUCGUGAUACCGCCGUUUGUCGCUUGUCUUUGAUUGAGGGGAUUGAUUUGGGGGAUGGGGGAUGGGUUGGAGUGGGGGGGUGGAGCCCCUCCACCUACUACUACUACUACUGGCUGGUAUUUGAUCUUUGGGUCUGAUUAUUCACAUUUUGGGAGUUCUAUAGCCGCGGUUACUCGCUCGAACGUUUCGUUUAUCUUUUUUCUUCUGUGUUUUUCUUCUGGGUUCGGUCUGUUAGAUUUCUGCUUGCUCGCGCGCUGUUUUGGAUCUGGUUUCGGAUUAGGAUUUCCUUUUAUACUUAGAUACUUGGUACGUCGUCGGUCGAUAGAGAAUCGGAG